AUGCGCAGUCAGUGCAGUCCUCCGGCCAAAGGUCUGGCCCUUCUCGGCUCCCGUCCGCCGUCUCCGGCCUUCUCGGAACGGCUUUCCGGCGGCGCCUGCGCCGUCGUCCUGGUAACGAGCUGCGCGGCCGGAAGUGUGGGCCGAGGACCGGGCGGGGAAGCCGGAGGCGGGAGGCAGCGGACCGGGAAACCUGCCUGGAGGAAGCCGACCUCCCGCCUCCACGCUUUUGUCCAGCUCGGGCCCCUCAGGGCCGACAUGGGUCCCAGCAACCUGCCCACCCAGCUGCAGUUCAACAAGGAUGUGCCUUCGCUGCCCGCCAACCUGGCCAUCCGCUACUCGGGGCCCCGGCCCAUCGUCAUAGAGAAGCUGAGGGCCCCCGGCAGAGCCAGCACCCCGGGGCUCCCGGAGGGGCCCGGCCGCCAGCCUUGGGUCCCCUUUUCCGUCGUGUCUGAAGAAAAGCUCAACCUGGCCAUCCACUUGGCAAAAAGAGACGUCAAGAAGAAACAGCUGCAAGAGGUUCUGGGCCGUGUCCCCCACGGGCAGCCCCGGGGGCCCCCCAAGUCCAGCCCGGGCAGGAGUGAGCUGACCAAGAAGUCUCGGGGCCUCCCGGCCAAGCAGCGCUCCUCCCGGCUGGAGACAGCCGGCCCCAGGGCCAAAGUCUACCUCUCGCGGGGCCCUCGGUCCCACUCCCCCCCAACGCGGGACCCGGGCCCUCAGCCCCGCGGGCAGCCGCAGGCGGCGCCGUCACAGAGCCUGCUGGAGCUCCGGCGGCUGCAGAGGGAGCUGAGCGCUUGCCUGCAGAGGAUCGACGGCCUGGGCGCCAACGACAGACCGGAGCAGGGCCUGGAUCCGGAGGAGGCCGAGCGAAGCCGCGUGCGGAGGCAGGAGCAGGCCGUGCGCACCGGGCGCACGCUCUACGCGCUGCAGCAGCAGGUAAAGGAGAUCCAGGAGGAGCUGGACAAGUUGAGUCCACACAGAAUCAGGCACACCAGGAAGUCCAGGGCGAUGUCCCGCCUGGGAGCCGCGCAGCGGGGAGCCAUCCGGGCGCUGCAGAUGUUUGUCAGUCAGUUCGCGGACUCGAGGGAGCAGGCGGUGUCCGAGCGCUACAGGGAGCUGGGCGGCCUGAUCCGGCAGCUCUCCCUCUGCUCCGCCAGACUGGACGCCGACCCCGCGGUCCCGGACGUGGUCGUGGACCUCCUGCAGCAGAUCGAGGAGCUCGAGUCCCUCCUGGAAAGGAAACGGUCCCUGGGAAAGCUGAAGAAGAGCUUCCCAGGAGCCCGAAGCCAGUCCCCGCCGGCUUUCCCGGCGGCUUUGGAGAGGUCGUUCAGCGCGUCGCCCGUGAGGGAAAGGAAGCCCUCCGUGGCAAAGGAGAAGCUGCCCCAGCCCGGCAGGCGGCCGGUGGUGAGGAGGCUCCUGGGAGAUGAGGCCCCGUUUCUGGCGGCGAAUCCGCUGCGCCCGGCGUCGGAGGGGCCAGGGGCCCAGCCCCGAGAGGAGCUCCCCUCCUGGGACCAGAGCGCCGCUUUCCGCGGAGGGCCGGCCCCGACCAAAGCAAAGGCUGUGAAAAAGCGGCCGCUGACCGCUCCCGCGUCCCUGCGAAGGCGAGGCCUCGAGCCGGCCGGGAAACCCCCGCAGGGGUUCCACAAAGCGGACAGGCCGAGACCCCGCCAGGCCCAGGGCAAGGACUGCAGGUUCCAGAGGACCACCGUCUCCUUCAGAUUAAAGAAGAGUCACCCCCCCGUCAAGGACCGCCGCGUGCCAUGGAUCCCUCCAAACCCCACUUCCCCACCGGCCUCCCCCAAAUGCGUUGCCUGGGCCAAGGUGAGCGCCGGGCCGGACGAGGCCAGAAGAGAAGCGCCCCUUCAGCAGGAGCCGGCCCGGGAGGACGGAGCGCGCCCGGAGCCCAGCGAGCGCGAGGCCCUCAGGGAGCUGGCCCGGCGCUGCCCCAAGACCAGGGUAGGGAGGGGAAAGCGAAGGAGCUGCCUUGCGAUGCCCCUGGCGCCUUCGCUGCAGACGAGGCUCGCCUGGCUGGACGCCGAGAGCGCCCGGAGGAUGAAGGAGCUGGACGAGCUGAGGGACCGAGAGCUGGCGGCGGUCCGGAGGCUGAGCGCGUCUCCCUCCCAGUUGGCGGACAAGGUGGAGCAGGUGGUCCUGGAGCGUCUAAAGCCUCUUCUGGACCAGGUGAAGGAAGCUGAGUCUUGGGGCACCGACGCGCGUUUGGGGGAGCAUCCGUCUGAACCCAAAGCCCCGGUUCUGGAGAAGGCGCCCCCAGCCCCCGGCCCCGAGCACGCGGCCCUCUGGGAGGACGACGGCCCUGACCUGAGGCUCAUGAUGCAGCGCAUGGAGGAGAUAGAGCAAUACCAGGAGGCCGUCCGGCAGAGAUUCACUCAGAUGGUCUACGCUGAUCUCGAUUUUGGGACCACAGGGGGCAGAAGCGACCGCAAGGGCCGCGCGGUAAAUGAAAGGCCGAGGCCUCCUCAGCCCAUCCAGCUCAGCAAGGGAGCGGCGCCCAGGGAGCCCCAAGUCAGCAUCCUGCUCGCGGAACCUCUGGAUGAGAAGUGCUUUGACGACAGCACGGACAUGGAGGAAGGAGGAGAGAAGAGGACCCCCCUCCCGCCCGUGGCCCCCGCGGCCCCUCAGCAGCCCGAGGGCAGCCUCCUCCUGUCGGUGCCCCGGGAGGCGCUCCGCAGCCUGGGCGACUACCAGGACGGCUACCAGCAGUACCUGCGGACCAUCUCCCACGAGUCCAUCGGCAGUUUCAACCCAUGGAUCAUAGUGGAGAGGGCACACUCAGCCCGGCGCCCCCCUGUGUCCCCCGCAGCCUGGCAGAAGAGCUGGUGGAAGAAGCCCUGGAGGACGUGGCGGCCGAACUCCAGGAGUUGUGCGAGGAUUAUGCCGAGGCCAUGUUCACCUCUGAGUUCUUGGCGCCCACCAAAUGAAGGCCGGGGCCGGGACCUCCCUCCCACAGCCGCCCUCGGGUCUGUUCCCCUUGAAAUGAAGCCUGCGUCCUCUGUAGUCGCGCUCUGGCUCGCCUUAUUGGGGGGGCGGGAGGGGCCGGCCGGGACGAGGCGGUCCUCCUCCGGGGAUCCGGUGUCCGCCUCGGGGGCAGGUCCGGGAGCCGAGCCCGCCGGGGCCCCCAGGAGAGGCUGGAGCCGGGAGGGUCUGAGGCGGCGACAGGGCCGGGGCAGCGGGGGAGCCUGGGGGCCGGCUCUGGGGGAGGGGCGGGGUGGGCCAGCAUGGAGCACCGGCACCUCGAGGGCUCUCCCCCGGAGGGGGAGGGCGGGAGAGACCCCCUGCUCAGCCUCCCUUUGGAGGGACCUCAGGGACCAGAAGUCCUUGGUAACGUUUGUUUGAAAUAAAAUCCUUGUUUUUGAGAA
Molecule: messenger RNA, 3374 nt
Organism: Antechinus flavipes (yellow-footed antechinus)
Lineage: Eukaryota; Metazoa; Chordata; Mammalia; Dasyuromorphia; Dasyuridae
Product: KIAA0753 ortholog
Exons: 18
Coding region: 1-3351 (1116 amino acids)
Biological process (GO): protein localization to centrosome; centriole replication
Cellular component (GO): centriolar satellite
Source: RefSeq, a predicted model, not a curated record